AUUAUUACAUUAUUUUGCAUUCUUGUAACUCUUUUUACAUUUAUCAAUUUAUACUUUAAUAAUUAUUGUUAUUUAUAUUAUUUAUGUAAUAUUAUCAAGUUAGGAUUUUUCAGUAAGGAAAUGGAAUUCUUUGGCUAUACAAUGUGUGGUCCACAAAAUUAUAUGAAAGACAUAUUGAAAAAAGACUAUCUUGAACCAAUGACGGAAAUUGAAGUUAAAGAGAUAUUCAUAAAGCGUUCAAUGAUACUCAGCGAUACAGACAGUUCGCGCGGAUUAAAUGGUUUCGCGUACGGUUCAUUUGAACGAUUUUUGGACAUGAAAAAAAAGGGUAUGGUCAAACCCUUUGGUCCUUGUGAUAUGUACAGAUUUCCUCCUACGUCCAGCCAUGAGUUUGGAUGGUGGCAUUAUGACGACACAUUACUUUCUGGGGACACUUGGUAUCAAGUAGUACCAAGAUAUCCACAGCCUGUUUCUCCGAAUUCUUUAAUCCUUGAUAAAGUCCGAAAAAACAAUAAAUAUGCAACACUAUUCUAGAGACUAAACUAUUUAUUAUUGUGGCUACAAAAACAGGACGAACAUGCGAAAAGUGAUUUUUGUACAUUUUACAUAUAUUAAAUAAAUAA
This is a messenger RNA of Papilio xuthus (Asian swallowtail), 623 nucleotides long. RefSeq lists its product as uncharacterized. The record is from RefSeq and is a predicted model, not a curated record. The coding region runs from base 121 to 534 and encodes 137 amino acids. Lineage: Eukaryota; Metazoa; Arthropoda; Insecta; Lepidoptera; Papilionidae. The transcript is spliced from 3 exons.